This is a messenger RNA of Biomphalaria glabrata, 11311 nucleotides long. Its product is annotated as innexin unc-9-like. Lineage: Eukaryota; Metazoa; Mollusca; Gastropoda; Planorbidae. The transcript is spliced from 5 exons. The record is from RefSeq and is a predicted model, not a curated record. The coding region runs from base 1806 to 3278 and encodes 490 amino acids.
CCAAGCUAAAUCCUGGUGCGUGGAUCUGGUAGCGUUGAACUCCAGAUAACUAGAUGAUAAUGGUCACAUUGACGUGCAUAAAACAGCAACCGUUCAGGCAUUUUUUUUUUGUUUCAAACAUCGUGAGUAAUCAUGUGUGGGUGCCACACAUUCCACUGUUUCGUGGCUGGAGCUCUCGGAGUCAGGCUCCAGUUUUGAGACUUGUGUUGAAAUAUCUCACUAAAUAAUGCCUUGAACUCGUGGCAUAUCUUCUCACGUAAAUAAUGGACACUUCAACCAACCAGAAAUAUGUGUUCUUAAACUUGGAAUAUUUGUGGAUAUUUUAAUAUUAACUGAAGUCAAAGAAAAUAAAGGAGAAAAAAAAAGUUUUAUCUCUAGAAUCAAAAACCUCGAAACAAAUAUCAGCAACUUAGAAGUGGAAAUAUUCUGUAAUACAGGUUUCGGAGUCCUUGCUUUCACUUAUGGAUAAAUAUUUAGUACUAGAGUUUCUUCUGCUUUGGAAGUGUCAUUCUAGUUUUCUAUUUCUUUUAAAACAACUUGAAUGAAAGAAAAAAACACAAGGAGUUUCAUUUAUAAAUUAAGACAUCAACUUGAAUAGAGUUGAUUGAAAAAAUACUAAAUCAUGAAGAAACGUAAAGCUCUUGAUGACUGCAUACGCUCUUUAGUAGAUAUCGUAAAGCUCUUAAAAAGGGCUUAUUAGUUUCUGGCUUUGUUCUCCUGACAUGACCAAGAGAAGAGUCCACUGGCAGGUUGGCGGAGUGACAGGUGUGAAAGAAGAAGUGGAGGAAAUUACGAGACCAGAAACAAUUUUCCAUGUGUCCAGCCUCUUCCUUGUUUCUCUCGGACACUUGGCGAUCUAGUCUAAAUGUUUUCUAAAUUGUCUGCAGAAAUCUGAAGAAAAGAUUUAGUUGAGUUACUUAGUCCAAUUGUCAACUGUCUUAAAGUUCAUCUCAAUAUUCUUGUAAGAUAUCACUUCCAGAGAGUCAUCAGAGUCAUUAGAUAUUUGGAAAAUAUCUAUGAAGCAAUAUAUAUAUGAAGCAAUUAGUGUACUCUACAUGAAGUGACCACUGGCAGCCAACGAGAGUUUUGGUCAAGAGUGGACGAAGAUCACAAAAUCUAUUUUAUCCAGGAUGCUCUCUAAAUAUUCGAAGUUCUAAUUUUGUCUGCAUAUCAUCCUGAGACUGUCUGUUACUUGGCAAGGAACUAGAAGUUUUGCGAGCUUUUUUCAGACUUCUAUUCUCUACAAGCAAAUGAUUUUUACAAAGUAUUUCUGUGAAUUAGUGCCAACUUUUGGAGGAUCACUCAGCUAAAGUUUCUUGUCGUCAGAUGAUGUUAGCUUGUGUUGUGAUCUAGUAUGAUUGAAUCCCUCUGGGCUAAAAAGAUAAUUUUAGCGUAUGACAUUCGAAAACAUUCUUUCCAUGAAUUCGAGAUUCCAAUGCUUGCACAACUGGAAGAUCACAUCUUUGUGCUAAGGAGAUCUGGGUAGUGACUUUGAAUGCAGAUCUUUGAGCAGACGAUACUAGUGAAGAACAUAUGCCCAAGUGAACACUGUGACGUAGGAGACUUCCGGUUUACCAAACUUCCGGUGUAGGAAACUUCCGGUGUAGGAAAGUUCCAGUGUGACACAUCAGGUUGUGACACGACAGGAAGGUGAAAACACAACAACGCCACCCCCACCGCCAAGAAGGCGCUGGCCGACUUUCGGCUUCUCCCGCCUUCGCAGAGUUUGGCCCGUCUUUGAUAACUUCCCUUUCCCUCGGACUCCGCCGGGCGCCUGCCAACAGCAGCAGCUCACCGGGGAGGAGAUGCAGCACGCCCGGCACGCCCAUCACGCCAGCAAGGCGCACCACACCCGCUCCCAUCAGCACCACAACCGCGCCCGCCAUGGGCACCGACACCACAUGCACCACCGUCACCACCAGAUGCACGGGCAGCACCACCAGCAUGGCGGCGGCGGCGAUGGUUCUGUGGGCGGAGGAGGAGGAGGGAACGUCCAUGUGGGCGCCGGAAGUGAAGACGAAGUGGAAAUAGGCAAAUAUGAGGAGAUCACUGGAUUCGCCAUCCAGGGAGAGGGGCUUGACAGCGUUUUGGGCAGCUUCGCUACGUACGCACGUCUCAAGGGGCGUUACGACGAUGACUGGAUAGACCGCCUGAACCACCUGUACACCACCAUCAUCCUCAUCAUCUUCACCAUAGUGGUCAGUACCAAGCAAUACGUCGGCGAGCCUAUACACUGCUGGUGUCCGGCACAGUUUGAGGAGAGUCACGUUGACUAUACCAAUAACGUCUGUUGGGUCGCCAACACCCAUUUCGUCCCAUUUGACGCCAACCCACCCAGAGCCCCUGAGAAGCCCGUUACGGGUGAAGUGGAAUAUUACCAAUGGGUCCCAAUGAUCCUCCUCUUCCAGGCUCUGCUUUUCAAGGUGCCUUGCAUUCUCUGGCGCAUCUUGACCGCUUCUGCCGGCGUCAACUUGGACAAGAUCGUCACCCUUGCAGCAGAGACGGCCUACGUCGCCCCGGACGAUCGAGACCGGACGAUCAAGCAUAUAGUCCGGUACAUGGACAGGUGGAUAGAGAAUGCUCGGGAAUACCGGUCCGGCUGCUUCAUCCGGUUACGGCAACAGAUCUCCAAAUACUGCUGCAUUGUCUGGGGCAAGCGCUAUGGCAACUACCUUGUCACGCUGUACAUGUUUAUCAAGCUUCUCUACCUCGCCAACGCCAUCGGUCAACUCUUCAUUCUGAACGAGUUCCUAGGGACGAACUUUAACGUCUACGGCUUUGAGGUCAUGGAUCAUCUAGCCAGGGGGGAGAAUUGGAGCGAGAGCCCUAGGUUUCCCCGAAUUACGCAUUGUUUCUUCAAGAUACGCCAGCUGACCAACGUCCACGACUACACGGUCCAGUGCGUCCUGCCCAUUAAUCUUUUCAACGAAAAGAUUUUCAUUUUCAUUUGGUUCUGGCUGGUCUUCGUGGCCACUCUCAGCACCUUUAACUUCCUUAUCUGGGUCUACACUAUGAUAUUUCGGCAGCAUCGCCUACGGUACCUCAAGAAGUUUCUCCGCAUCAACGACUGCUACAAAUCGGAGCUGGAUAAGAAGAUGGCUGUCAAGUUCUGCGAGCAGUACCUGCGACAGGAUGGCAUCUUUGUGCUCAGGCUAGUGGGGAAGAACGCCAAUGACGUUUUAGUGUCCGAGCUGAUCCUGCAGCUGUGGAACCACUACCGGAACAAACCGCUCUUCAGGCACGCCAACCAAAUCAGUGACGACAACAGCAAUGUCUGACUAACCGUUCGCAAGUGGAAGGCAGUUCAGGCCCUGUCUAGCUGGCUGGGGAUCAAAUCUGUCAACCUAACACCAACCGAGGAGAAUCAUCACAAUCACCACAGUUACCACAACCAUCUGGGGAACAACCACCACUAUUACAACCACCAGGACGCGGGGAUCGGGUGUUGUGCCCAGGAUGUGGAACUCGUUGGCUUCAGCACCUUCCCAAGACAGAACGGCUUCUUGGACACCUACGUAAACGGCUUGAACGGUCGUGACUCGAGCUACGAUAUAGGCUCUGACACUGAAUUGUCUCAUGUUUGAACUUUGAACUGUUUAGAACAAAAAAUGAUGCAAUUUUUUGAUCAUAUCAGAAUUGACUUCAUAAUCGUUGAUAGCAGUGCUUUUGUUAUCAUAGCUUAUCAAAGACGUUUAGCUGACGUACAUUACACACUAAAUUUCAAUUACAAACAACAAAUAGUUCCUACAAAACAAACACAACUUUCAAACUGUAUAAAUCUGUUAUUUUAGAGGAAAGGAAGCGGAUUUUUUUUUCCAAAUGUCUACAUUCAGUUAUAAGACAAAUUAUUCUAAAAGUUGUAAGAUCCAGCCUGCUGAAAAGUUAAUUAUCUAAAAUAAAAAUGUUGAACUAUAGGGAACAAGUACGUAGGUGAUACAACCAAGGUAUACUGAGGAAUACUUUGCAAAAGAUCAAUUAGGAUUUUCAUAUAAAGUCACAAAAGUUUUGGACAGUGCUUUGCAUUUUGGCAAUCAGCAUUCGAUAAAAUCUUAGUGAAGAAUGCCUGAACAACCUUUUUAGCGUCAUGGCCAAGAGACCAAAAGUCUAUGCUUAAUCUAGCUAAAUGGUUCGAUUUCAACUAAUAAACAUUUAGCACACAAGAUUACUAAUGAGCUCGGAUAUUAUUUUUCUCUCUAAAAUUACUAUCUAUCUGCUUCCUGGAAGUGUCAAGUUCACAUGUGAAAUAAACUUUGUUUUCAACUCCAGACACAAACACUUCCGAUCAUUUCUAAUCGCACUUUUUGAAAUGGUUUCUAUGUCUUCAGCUUGUUUGCUCUAUCAGAUUUAUUGGCUCCCUCCCCCCCUCCCCCAGUAUCAGAAAACCAACUAAAUCUUUUCAAAACGAAGUUAUCUCUUAACGCGGAUGGAACGUAAUGGGAACAUUAAAAGUGAAUCCACCAGAAGACCAUAAAACAAAAUGUUUUAGCUUCCGUUUUGUUGGCUUUUCAAAAGUUAAUUAGCCAGAACAAAAUCUGUUUCAAAGAGAAAAGCGAUGUCUUGUAUUUUGAAGUACCAGGUGACUUUCAUUUAAAGAUUCUGAGAUGACACUGUCAACCAAUGAUAGCAGCGUUUUAAAAAACUAUACACUAGGGGUGAUGGAUUAGUAUCUAAUUCACUUUGGCAGCUGGACUCAAUGUGCAAAAGUUUACUAAAGCUUUUUCCAUGAAACCAUGUCCAUAAUAGUUCAAAUUGACUUACACAACACUAUACCUAUUAACAGACAUAACAAUAAUUAUAUGUAUGUAUAGACGUAUACCUGACACUUGCACACUCAAACACCUAUUUUCUUCGAUGACAAUACAAAAGUAGUAAUGGACAAUGACUAGACCUUGGACACUGACUAGACCUUCAGUACUGUCUACCGUUAUGGCGAUGCUGCCGAAAUAUCAUAGGGAAGAUCCAGACAAGGAAGUCUUCGUAUUAUAUGUUUCGCAUAAAAAAAGAAAAUUGUUGUUUUAAUUGUACUGUAAACUUUUCAGCUAUUUCUAACUGAUACAUUUGUUUUGUAAAUAUAUUACACUUUUGGAUUGACCAGUGUAAGACCAAGACAGACAUCACUUUUAAAUUGAGGUCAAAGGAUGAUGUCAAGUCUUUUUUUAAAUGACCUUUUUUUUAACUCAAAGGAUAACUGCACAAUUUUGUAAAUGUAAACAAAAUGAUCUAACAAUGAUUUCAGAUCAAAAUAUAACUUCUUUUUAUUUCAAAGGAUAGAUUCUGUACUUUUUUUUACCAGUGGAGAAAAAUUUUUAAUUUUUUAUUGUAGGCUGGACUUUUGUUUUCUGUCUUUUAAUACGAUUUGGUUCUUUACUGAAAAUGACAGACCUAACGGUUGCAAAAUUUGUUAUAAUUUUAAGUGAUUCCGUUGCUAACUUUUGUGAUUUUUUAUUGGUUUUAGCCGUUUUGAAUAAUGUUGAAAUGCCAAUAUGUAAACAUAACUAAAUACAUGUGAAAUUUAAUGUAUAUAUACACAUUGUGAAUCUCUUCUUUGUGUAUACUUUUAUAGCCACAUCUCUCAGCAAGCUGUCUUCUGACCCUGAACUCUGCCCCAUCCCCUGUACACACACACAGACAGACAUUUUAAGUUGAAUUCUAGUCCGUACUUUAGUUUGUUUCAUUUGACUAGUUCAUGUUUUCAGCUAAAUAAUAUAGCGUGGUGCAUAUAACCGUUUUUUCCUUUUUAUGAUUUAUAUAAUAAAACUUAUAUAAAACAUUUUUUUUUAAAUUUCCUGAACUGUACUCCAGAUAAUGGAUUAGAACAGAACUGAAACUUGUUUUUAAGCUUGUUAGUCUGAUCAUGUCAUUUCUUUCCAUAUCCAAUGAGAUUUUAUUAUUAUUAUUAUUAUUAUUAUUAUUAUUAAAUAAUGAUUCUACAAAGAAAGUCAGCGUCGAUUCCAUGUAAGUGCUAGAUGAGAAGUGACCAGUUAGAAGUCCAGUCUUGCAGUAAGUGUCCACACAUUGUAUUUAUUCUCUUUGACUAGCAAUAAAACACGAGUAUCUGAGUUGUCUAACUUUGAAAGGGCCGUGGCACAUGAGCUUUGUAUUACAGGACAUUGGGGCUAAUUGUCAACUCAUAUGACAUGUAUUUGUAGUGUAACCAUAGAAACAGAAAAUUGAAAUACAUUCUAAAAUUAAGUCACGUCCAUGAGCUGCCGUGGAGAAGUUUCUGACUUCAUCUAGUUGUUCUAUCUCCCAGUCUUUAGAAGUCAAUCAAACGAUGGCAGUAUUUGUUCUGUUUUCUCUGUUGGCUUAUACUGUGAAUACAAUUUGUUCUAUUCUGUAACGUCAAUCAGAUGAAUUCUCUAGACCAAUGUGAUUUGUUUCAAUUGUGAUCUUUUUUUUUUCUUUUCUAUUUAAAAUACUUAUUUUUUUAUUUUAAUUUUUUAAUUUACUUUUUUGCAAUGUCAUCGGAACUUUAAAAAAUACGAAAACAAAAAAAAACUAAAAACAAAAAAAAUGUAUUUGCAUAUUUAUAUUUUGAGAUUUUCCCAGCAAUUCUAUAAAAUACGUAGUCUAUUUCUGUACAAUAAACUUUUUGACUGAAUCGUUUGUGAGCCUGUAAAAUAGCACGGCACGGAAUUAGGUUUCUUGAAUAUUUACUGCAUUUGUGAUAUAAUUUAACUUGAUUUUAAUCUCAUAUCAUUCGGUUGUAUGAGCCAUUUACUUCGCAAGUUAUCUUUGAAUUUUUAUCCCAACUGUGAUGCAAGCAUCAGUACACAUGUGGUUGAGAGUGGUCAUGUGGUUGUGAGUAAACAUAUUAUUGUUAGAAAACACUGACUUGUGAGUACACAUGUGCUUGUCAGUACAGUACACAUCUGUUUGAGAGGACAUAGUGCUUGUGAUUACACAUCAGCUUAAGAGUACAUACGUCCUUGCUAGUACACAUCUGAUUGUGAUUGCGUGCUUGUGAGUACACUUGGGCUUGUUGUGAUGUUUGAUCACGUGAUGCAGCUACAACUCGGGUUUGUUCCCGCUAUGUCCCAUCUCACUUUCCUUUAGUUUGUUAAACAUUGUUAGAGGAUUAUUCAAGGGAAGAUGUUGUGUUGAUCUACUACUCUUAUUGACAUCUUGUCCAUACUAUCCCUGGAUUCCCUGGUCCUCCAUUCCUAGACCACUUGUUGUUCCUAAUCAACUAGUUCCAUAGAGAGUGUGAUGUGUGAAGGAAUCCUUGCUUCCCAUGUCUACUGACUACCUUCCGCUGAACACAAAACGAAACGUUCAACUUCAUUUGUAACAAUAGUCUGUAGAACUUACUCAGAAAUAAAAAGCUUCUUUUAUCGUAUCCAUUCCUUGAAGUAUCAAGAGCCUUCACCUUACCAAAUACAUUUAGCUGAUUGACAUUGACCCCGAAUGAGUGUGACCUUAACCUUUAUUGUGCAUCCGAAAUGUCCAACUAUGGCAAUGUCCUUAUUACGUCUUUGCAUACAUUUCCCAAAAUAUCGUAACUAUUCUGAUUUUUUUUUUUUGCAUACAUACUGUUAAGGCCUUUAUGAAAAAUGUAAUCUACUUCUUCAGCUGUUCAUUACUGAUGUUUAUAUAACUUUAUACUGGAAUAAGCUAGAAUGAAUAUUCGGAAAUAUUUCAUAUUAAAUGUUUAAGAAUGAAAGUCUAGCUUAUAUAAGACCCAAAGACUAAACAGUUUCGCUGAUUGGUCAAAGCACAAUGACUUUGUGUGUUAUCAGGGCCGGAUUUAGGUGUGUGGAGGCACCGUGGCAGGAUUUCUGUUUUCGAAAGCUUUAUUACAGCUCCACAUAUGAAUGAAAAUACUUAUAUCUUAAAGCAUGUUCUACUUUAGAAGAAAGAAACAAGAGUUCUCGUCAAUUUAAUCUCACUUUCAUUUUAAACAAAAUAAUUAAUAUGCAUAUUUAAAUUUUUUAAAUUGUAUAUUUCUAGUUUGUGGAGGGUAAGGCCCUUGGUAGACGCAUUGUUGAAAAUCCGGAGUUGUAUUGACUUGCUCCGAGCAUGCAGAAAGCGUAUACUUCUUCAUUACAUUUUUGUCAGCCGUAAAAAAAAAAAAAAGAAAAAAAAAAAAGAAAAAAAAAAGACAAAUUUCUGAAACGUCGAAAUACGGAUAAAUUUUUAACUCUUUUGUGGAGGCCCUGGAGUGGCCGAGGCUGUAGCCCCUCCUGCCCUUUCUUAAAUUCGGCCCUGUGAUUAGCAAGAGAGUUGGCUGUGAAGAUUUAUCUAGUAGUAAAUAUACAAGUGUACUUAUUUGUAAACAUCUCAUGUAGUUGUCAAAUGUCUCUGAUAGGCUGAAGUUUCAAUGUGUUUGGCAAGGGUUCAAGUGCACAUCAGUAGUGUCGACCUAAUGUAGAUCUAACACCCUUUGAACAGGUUUAUUCUCUAAUGGAACCUACUUGUUUGAACAGGUUUAUUCUCUAAUGGAACCUACUUGUUUGAACAGGUUUAUUCUCUAAUGGAACCUACUUGUUUGAACAGGUUUAUUCUCUAAUGGAACCUACUUGCAUUGUUUCUUUACAAGAAAAUUUUCCAUAAAAAAGAGUUGUGAUAAUUCCUUAAUAUGUCUUAUCCACAUGAGCAACUCAAGUCACAUUCACAUUCUAUAACUUUUCACUCACAAACUAAUCGUGGUCCAAUAUCUGCAUUUUAAAGUGUUUCUGUUUUCAAAAUGUGAUCCUUGUUUUAAAUAUCCAAUUCAUUCUUCUUUUGUCUAGCCAUUUAAAAAUAUCAUUUUACAAUGUUACAAAUUUCAUUUUUUGACAUCAAGCAAUUACAAAUAGACAAUGUUGUAUAGUAAACUAUAAGUGUAAAUAUAUCUAGUCACUUCUUCACAGAAAAUGUUAUCACUUGAACAUUAACUUUCCAUGAUAAAGAAUGAAACCUAAAAAUUCAUACUCUGUAAAACCCUGUGCAGUCCAUGCAAUAGAAGCGUGUUAUAUAAUGAAGUUUAUUGAAUCACACGUUGGUUUCGUAUUAACUUUUUAUUAUUUAGAUUAUUCAAAUAAACAAAAUUAAAUGUUAUUUUCAUUAAUUCUGGAAAAAAAUAAUAAAAUAAAAUUAUAAUAAACCUGCAAUAAGAAGGACACAAUGUGUUGAACUAACAUAUCAUAUCGUGUUGUGUUUACUUGAAGAGAGCCAUUCUAAAACACUGGAUUAUUCAAUCAUUUUAGAAUUCGCGUGCAUAUAGUGUUGACGUCAUGCCACUUGAUAGGGGUGUAGUACUCCGCGUGUGUCAAUAAGUAGUCCAUACUAUAAUUUUUUUAAUAUUAUAACUCGUAAUGUGUACAGACAUUUUAAUAAUGUACAAAUCAUUCCUUUCACCUAUUUGCACUGAAACACACGUCACCUUGACCAUUCUUGUCAUUGACCUAUGAUCUUGUUGUCAGCUGAAUGCAAAGGUUGAUUCCAUCUUUGGUUUCAUUUUGUUAGUUUUUCGUGCAGUGAAUGUUAUUUUUAUAUCUAGUCACGUGUGCACACUUUAAAUCGAGUGUGUAUGGAAUUCAAUAGUAAAUAGUCACUUGCAAGCAACAAUGAAAUAUCUCGAAUAUAUGCACCAGAGUGUAAACCAAGUUUAAAUUCAAGAGUUUAAAUACGAAAGUAUACAGCAUUGGUUGUUAGUACAUGCCGGAAGUACAGUGUAGACACAAUCUAAACUAUUGUAUUUUUUAAACUUACAAUUUAAGUGCAUACGUAUUUGGAAAAUUAAAUGUGCAAUUAAAAUUUGUAAUAUAGAAUUAAUUAAUUGUACAAAGAUUGUUAACAUGCAACUGAAAUGCAAAAUGCCAACAACAGGAGAGAAGGCAACAAUCGCUUUAGUGAGGGGUGGUAACAUUCGAGCCUCUUUCGAGGUAGAUUCCUUGGGUUCAACUUAAAAAGGUGAAAGACUUAGAAGUUCGGCUUGACAAGUCUAGAGUAAGCUGAGGAAGUGGAAGGAUUACAAAGGGAAGUAAUUCAGACAUUGUUUGGGUUUUGUUUCGGUCAUAUCUCAAAGCGUUCAAACAUAAUAAAAUGUUUGGUCUUCAAAGUCAACCUAAAAAAUGUUUUGGACCAAGAGCUACAACAGUAAACUUUUCAGAAUUGUCAUCAAUCAUGUUCAAACAUUUUUUUUAGAAUCCAGAAUGUCUGAUUAAAUUCGAUGUAGUUCAACACAUUCUAGAGAAACUUGAGUUUACGACCAUCAAAUGUAGUGCGAACUAUUAACAUAUAUAAAACACCAUACUCUUUAACGACAACAUAAUGAGCAUACAAUGUAGAUUGAGUGCUGGUGAUUUGUUACUCAUUGUAUGUUCUAAUUUAAUUAGAUGAGAGUGUGAUGAUGUUUUGUUCCCAAUGUAAAACAAAUAGAUCAACAUUCCCAAAACUUAAAUUAUUUUUGUUUUGUCAACAACAUCCAUCAUUUCUAUUUGAGUAUUUCAAUAUCUUGCAAUGUCAGUGAUAUGUGGAUACAAAUGUGAGUUAUAUCUUGAACUUUUUUUGUGUUAUGAAUCUUUACGUUUGAUCACAUGAUAUAUAUGUUGUUGUUUGUUUUUUCAUCUCAUUCUUCAUGUAAAAAUAUGUUCAAUUUGUACACUAAUGACACAGUAACUCCUCUACCCUCAGCGAUGAGAACACUCUGGUUUUCUUUUUCUUCAUUUUGAUUGGUCAUUUCAUUUAGCCAAUAACUAACUUAUUCUAGAUAUUUAAACAAUUCUUUUUUUUUUUCUUUGAAGUCAUUGUCUGUUGUUUUUUUUAUCCAAUUAUUGACUGAAUGAAGGUAUGAAAUACAUUUUUAUUAAGCAUUGUGUUUUUAAAGUUUGUAUAAAUGAGUACGUAUAUAUAUAUAUAUUUUAUUUAUCACUAGGUUUUACUUUAUUUGUACCUACCAUUGUUUCGUUACAAAGAACGUAAAUUUAAUCAUUUUAAGGAAAGACUUUUGUGUUAUUGAAACGCUGAUACUAUAGUUGAAUAUUUGUUAGUAAAUUUCUGCAAAUUAUUAUAAGAGAAUGCAACAAAAUAAUUUGUUCUAAUGUUCUUCUAACGUGCGUUGAACGACUGUACUAGUAUACUAUGUACUUUCUGUGCUUUGAUGUUAUCAUAUGUACAACUGUAAUGUUAGAAGUAAUAACCUUUUUUUUUUCCUCUCCUCAAUAAUUUCAUUUUGAUUUGAAACCAAGAAGGAUGGCCUUGACCUCACAUCCCUUUAGCGAAAACAUUUUUUUUGUUUCAUUUCUUUUAUCACAUCUUUUAAUUUAUUCUAUAAUUUUAUAACAUUAUCUAGUUUAAUUACUCUUCAUUAAAAUAUUUUAGUAAUUUA